Messenger RNA from Linum tenue, 1098 nucleotides. The record is from the annotation of a GenBank genome assembly. NCBI's taxonomy places the organism in Eukaryota, Viridiplantae, Streptophyta, Magnoliopsida, Malpighiales, Linaceae.
AUGGCACCUCGACCCUCCACUCGGACAACCACAAGAAGAUUAUUGCCGCGGAAGCUCGUGUUCAUGAUCUUCUUGAUACUCCUGCCAAUCUCUGUGAUCACGAUCAUCACUCAUUUCCAGACGAUAACCUACCUAUUCCGGCCGCUCUGGGACAAGCCGCCUCCACCCUUCCAAAGAAUCCCUCACUACUACGCUGAGAAUGUCCCCAUGGACCACCUCUGCACCCUCCAUGGUUGGACCAUUCGGUCUACACCGCGCAGGGUCUUCGACGGCGUCAUCUUCAACAACGAGCUCGACCUCCUCGAGAUCCGAUACCGCGAGCUCCAAUCUCUCGUCACCAAAUUCGUCAUCCUCGAGUCGAACACCACAUUCACAGGCCGACCUAAGCCGCUCUUCUUCUUGUCGAACCGGGACAGGUUCGAGUUUGCUGGGGAUAAGAUCGUCCACGGCGUGUUCUCUGGUCGCACUGCUGAACCCGGUUCGCAGGAGGACCCGUUUGUGCUCGAGUCAGAGCAGCGGGCCUACAUGAAUGGGUUGCUACGGAGUGCAGGGGUGGUGAAUGGAGAUUUGGUGAUAAUGUCGGAUACCGACGAGAUCCCCAGCCCUCAUACUGUGAAAUUGCUGCAAUGGUGCGAUGGUAUGCCUCCUAUUCUACAUCUCGAGUUGAGAAAUUAUCUAUACUCGUUCGAGUUCCCUGUGGAUUAUAGUCAUUGGAGGUCAAGUGUCCAGAUUUACGGGCCAUGGACGAGGUACAGGCACUCGAGGCAAUCGGAUGUCAUUCUCUCGGAUGCUGGAUGGCACUGCAGCUUCUGUUUCAGGAGGCUGGAGGAGUUUGUGUUCAAGAUGACGGCUUACAGCCAUGCUGACCGGGUUAGGAAACCAGAUUUUCUGAACCAUGACAGGAUUCAGAAGCUGAUAUGUAAAGGGGAUGACUUGUUUGAUAUGCUGCCAGAAGAGUAUACAUUCAAGGAGCUGAUUAAGAAGAUGGGUUCGAUUCCGCAUUCUGCUUCUGGGGUUCAUCUUCCUGGGUUUUUGAUAGAGAAUGCUGAGAGGUUCAGGUUUCUUCUUCCCGGCGGGUGUUUGAGAUCGCCAGAGUGA